This is a messenger RNA of Eruca vesicaria subsp. sativa (arugula), 717 nucleotides long. The record is from the annotation of a GenBank genome assembly. Lineage: Eukaryota; Viridiplantae; Streptophyta; Magnoliopsida; Brassicales; Brassicaceae.
AUGACGCUCGACAUCUCGUGGGUAUACCAAAACAUAAACGCUCAACUCUCCAACCCCCAGCGUGAACGCAAAGAAUGUCUCGCAACAUUUCUGUCAUGGUUUGCUCCAUUAUCUGCCUGGAAUGGAAAGCUGAGAAAAUCUGCAAAGGCAACCAGUAUGUCAUUCAAGAGGUUAAAAGGUCAAGGAGGACCUAACCCUUUCUUUAACCCUCACACCAUCUGCUUCUUCCACCGUCCUGUUCAGAUCAACGGCAAAACCGACAAAAUUCAUGCUCUACUAACACUCAUCCAUCACAAAGACUUCCAAAGAGAUUUACGACCAUAUUUCAACAUCAACGACAUCAAACUUUACGAAGAGAAAAACUUUGCCAUUCCGUUUACCCCAAAUUGGCUUUACUAUCCAAUCGACUAUCAAAUGAGCCUCGACGAAGAUCUCAUGUUCUACGGUGAAAGACGACGACUUCCCUCUUACGAACCAAAGCCGAUGAAGCAAGAACCUCAAGAACCACAAACUCAAGAAUGUCCGCCGGAAUAUUUUCAAGAUUCGCAACUCCCUGAUGAUUCUAUGAAUAUAGAUGAAAUCGGUAAGAUGUUCGAUAUUGAUGUUAACGACGAUUCCCAGAAAACUUAUGAAGAACCAGAAGACGAAUACAUAUGCUCAGAUGAUCACUACGGAUGCUGCGAAAAACACAUCAUCGAGUUCGAGAUAGACCACUAA